Fusarium sp. VM40 is the source of this 732-nucleotide messenger RNA. The record is from the annotation of a GenBank genome assembly. NCBI's taxonomy places the organism in Eukaryota, Fungi, Ascomycota, Sordariomycetes, Hypocreales, Nectriaceae.
AUGAAUAUCGCAUACAACUCCGCCUUGCGGCAAAGCAAGUCCCUCCGCGCAGAGCUCUCCAACCUCAACACCAAACCCCAAACAUCCCCCUCCGAUAUUGGCAAUGUGUCCGUCUCAAUCGCAACCUUCACAAAGACCCUCGACGAAUACCAAAGUCUAGCCCGCCAGGAGAUCGUCCCCAAGAAGCAAGAAGAGGCUUUUGAGCGAGUGAAAAGGUUCCGCGAGGAUCUUUCCGACUUUAGAACACAGGUCGAUUCGCUUAAGAAGGCUCGCGAGGAUGCUCAGCACCAGGAUAACCGCACGGAACUCCUCGGACGAAGACCGUAUAACGCUACCCCCGAGAACCCCUAUGCGAACCCUACGACGACCAACACGCACUCUGUCUUUCAGCCUCGACACCCAACACAAUCCGGUGGACAGUUGACGACAGGUUCUCCUGACGAGAUGCGCGAGGCUCAUGCGUUCAGGGAGCAAAACUUUUUCUCAAACACCAACCAAGCCCUGGAUGACUACAUCGCGCGCGGGCAGGCUGUCCUGAGCGAUCUAGGCCAGCAGCGCGAGAUGCUCAAGAGCACCCAGAAGCGACUGUAUAGCGUCGCCAACACCCUGGGCGUUAGUGGCGAUACUAUCCGCAUGGUGGAGCGAAGGGCAAAGGAGGACAAAUGGAUCUUCUUUGCUGGAGCUAUAGUAUUCUUCCUGUUUUGCUGGCUGGUGCUCCAUUUCUUGCGAUAG